Thamnophis sirtalis is the source of this 3137-nucleotide messenger RNA. Lineage: Eukaryota; Metazoa; Chordata; Lepidosauria; Squamata; Natricidae. The record is from RefSeq and is a predicted model, not a curated record.
AAUUAGGAUAGAUAAAUGCUUGAUUAACAUAAUAUUAAAUAACAAUGGUUAUAUGUAUUAAUUACUUUAGAUCAUCAGUUUCUGAAUUGAAUCUUCUUGUGAUGUGAUAUCUUGCAUUAAUCGGUUUUGUCUUUUGCAAAGGAAAAAUGGCAUUCAGUAAAGGCUAUCGUAUCUAUCAUAAGCUGGACCCACCACCAUUCAGUGUAAUUGUGGAAGCUAGAAACAAGGAAGAAUGUCUCAUGUUUGAAUCUGGAGCUGUGGCUGUUCUCUCAUGUGCUGAGAAAGAGGCAAUCAAGAAUAUGUACUCCAAGGUAAUGGAUGCAUAUGGACUCCUAGGUGUAUUAAGGUUAAACCUUGGAGAUACAUUACUGCAUUAUUUAGUACUUGUCACAGGAUGCAUGUCUGUUGGAAAAAUUCAAGAUUCUGAAGUUUUUCGUGUUACUUCCACUGAUUUGAUAUCACUAAGAGCUGAUCCUUCAGAUGAGGAACGUGUCUCUGAAGUGCGCAAAGUAUUGAAUUCAGGAAACUUUUAUUUUGCUUGGUCUUCUGCUGGAGUCAGUUUAGAUCUUAGUCUAAAUGCUGAUCGUAACAUGCAAGAAGAAAGUACUGAUAAUAGGUUUUUCUGGAAUCAAUCAUUGCAUUUGCAUCUGAAACAUUAUGGAGUAAAGUGUGAUGAGUGGUUAUUACGACUCAUGUGUGGAGGAGUGGAGAUUAGAACUAUUUAUGCAGCUCACAAACAAGCAAAGGCUUGCAUUAUUUCUCGACUGAGCUGUGAACGAGCUGGGACCAGAUUUAAUGUUCGAGGAACAAAUGAUGAUGGCCAUGUAGCCAAUUUUGUUGAAACAGAGCAGGUGAUAUUUCUAGAUGAAUGUGUGUCAUCUUUUAUACAAAUUCGUGGAUCUAUUCCAUUAUUUUGGGAGCAACCUGGCUUACAGGUUGGAUCUCAUCGUGUCAGAAUGUCAAGAGGAUUUGAAGCGAAUGCACCAGCCUUUGACAGGCAUUUUCAUACUCUUAAAAAUAUAUAUGGUAAGCAGAUAAUUGUGAAUCUUCUUGGUUCAAAAGAAGGAGAGCAUAUGCUUAGCAAAGCUUUUCAGAGCCACUUGAAGGCAUCUGAACAUGUUAAUGACAUCAAAAUGGUAAACUUUGACUAUCAUCAAAUGGUGAAAGGUGGAAAAGCAGAAAAGCUGCAUGGUGUUCUUAAACCACAGAUCCAGAAAUUCUUUGAAUGUGGAUUUUUUUAUUUUGAUGGAAAAGAAGUUAAAAGAUCACAGAGUGGUACUAUAAGAACAAACUGCUUGGAUUGUCUAGAUAGAACAAAUAGUGUGCAGGCAUUUAUUGGCUUAGAGAUGCUAACAAAACAAUUAGAAGUUUUAGGCUUAGCUGAAAAACCUCAGCUGGUUACUCGAUUCCAGGAAGUUUUCCGGUCAAUGUGGUCUGUUAAUGGUGAUUCGGUCAGUAAAAUAUAUGCUGGAACUGGAGCUCUUGAAGGAAAAGCAAAGACCGGAAAGCUGAAGGAUGGUGCACGUUCCGUGACUAGAACAAUUCAAAAUAACUUUUUUGAUAGCUCAAAGCAGGAAGCUAUUGAUGUUUUGUUGUUGGGCAAUACCCUGAAUAGUGAUUUAGCAGACAAAGCACGGGCUCUCUUGACCACUGGCAGUUUACGUGUUUCAGAGCAAACUUUGCAAUCAGCAUCAUCAAAAAUACUGACGAGCAUGUGUGAGAACUUUUACAAAUAUUCAAAGCCCAAAAAAAUUCGAAUUUGUGUUGGAACAUGGAAUGUCAAUGGAGGGAAACAAUUUCGAAGCAUUGCUUUUAGAAACCAGACUCUGACUGACUGGCUUUUGGAUGCACCAAAGAUAGCUUGCAUCAGUGAAUUCCAAGAUCGAAAGAGCAAGCCCAUUGACAUCUUCGCUAUAGGGUUUGAAGAAAUGGUAGAGCUAAAUGCAGGAAACAUUGUGAGUGCAAGUACAACUAAUCAGAAGUUAUGGGCUGCUGAACUGCAGAAGACGAUCUCAAGAGACUACAAAUAUGUUCUCUUGGCUUCAGAACAAUUGGUGGGUGUGUGCCUCUUUGUAUUCAUCAGACCUCAGCAUGCCCCUUUUAUCAGGGACGUUGCAGUAGACACUGUAAAGACUGGUAUGGGAGGAGCUACUGGUAAUAAGGGCGCAGUAGCUAUUCGAAUGUUGUUUCAUACAUCCAGUCUUUGCUUUGUAUGCAGUCACUUUGCUGCAGGGCAGUCACAAGUCAAAGAGAGAAAUGAAGAUUUUGUGGAAAUAUGUCGCAAGCUGAGCUUCCCAAUGGGCAGAAUGCUGUUUUCACAUGACUAUGUAUUUUGGUGUGGUGAUUUUAAUUAUCGUAUAGAUCUUCCUAAUGAGGAAGUAAAAGAAUUAAUUCGGCAGCAGAAUUGGGAUGCUCUUAUUGCAGGAGAUCAACUUGUUAAUCAGAAAAAUGCAGGGCAGAUAUUUAGAGGCUUUGUUGAGGGAAAAGUAGCUUUUGCUCCUACAUACAAAUAUGAUUUAUUUUCGGAUGACUAUGAUACCAGUGAAAAAUGUCGUACACCAGCUUGGACAGAUCGGAUACUGUGGAAAAGACGAAAAUGGCCUUUUGACCGAUCAGCGGAAGACAUGGACCUUUUGAACUCCAAUUUUGACGAUGAAAAUAAACUUCUUUACACAUGGAAUCCAGGAAGUCUUCUAUAUUAUGGACGGGCAGAAUUAAAAACAUCUGACCAUAGGCCUGUUGUUGCGCUAAUUGAUAUAGAUAUUUUUGAAGUUGAUGCAGAAGAGCGACACAAAGUUUACAAAGAAGUAAUUGCAGUUCAGGGACCUCCUGAUGGCACUAUAAUGAUUUCCAUUAAAGGAUCAUCAUUAGAAGAUAACUAUUUUGAUGAUAAUUUGAUUGAUGAACUUCUUCAAAAAUUUGCAACUUAUGGUGAAGUUAUACUUAUAAGAUUUGUAGAAGAUAAAAUGUGGGUGACAUUUUUGGAAGGCAGCUCUGCUUUAAAUGUUCUGGAUCUCGAUGGUAUUGAGGUAACAAUCAUUUCUAUUCUUAUUUAUACCUCUAUAAAUAAUAGUGGUGUAAGCAGAGUAUGUGAUAUUGUGAUGUAUUUUAGUAUUCUCUAAACAUUAGGUAUAGAU